AACGACCCGACCGGCCCCGUGACUUGGAGCUGACCGACCUGGCCGAGAGGAGCGUGCGGCUGACGUGGAUCCCCGGCGAUGACAACAACAGCCCCAUCACAGACUACAUCGUGCAGUUUGAGGAGGACCGGUUCCAGCCUGGCAUGUGGCAUAACCACUCCAGGUACCCCGGGAGCAUCAACUCGGCCAUCCUCAGCCUCUCUCCUUACGUCAACUACCAGUUUCGGGUGAUUGCGGUGAAUGACGUGGGCAGCAGCCUGCCCAGCAUCCCCUCCGAGCGAUACCAGACCAACGGGGCACGUCCUGAAAUCAACCCAACAGGAGUUCAAGGGGUAGGGACCCAGAAAAACAACAUGGAGAUAACGUGGACGCCUCUGAAUGCAACUCAAGCUUAUGGGCCCAACCUCAGGUACAUCGUGAGGUGGCGGCGAAGGGACCCCCGGGGGAGCUGGUACAACGAGACGGUGAGGGCACCGCGGCACGUGGUGUGGAACACCCCCAUCUACGUCCCCUACGAGAUCAAGGUGCAGGCGGAGAACGACUUCGGGCGAGCGCCGGAGCCCGACACGGUCAUCGGCUACUCGGGGGAAGAUUUGCCCAGCUCCCCCAGGUAUUUAAGAAUCCGGCAGCCAAAUCUGGAAAGCAUCAAUCUGGAGUGGGAUCAACCAGAGCAUCCCAAUGGAGUCCUCACAGGAUACAACCUUAGAUACCAAGCCUUUAACGGAUCCAAAACGGGCCGAACCAUGGUAGAGAACUUCUCCCCCAACCAGACAAGGUUCACCCUGCAGAGGACAGACCCCAUCUCCCGCUACCGCUUCUUCCUGCGCGCCCGGACCCAGGUGGGAGAAGGAGAAACCCUGGUGGAGGAGUCGCCAGCCUUGCUGAAUGAAGCCACGCCAACCCCAGCUGCCACUGAGCUGCCUCCAACGACAGUCGAGCUAACCAGUACUACAACAACCCCAACUACCACCACCACCGACACAACUACCACAACUACCACCACUACUGACACAACUACCGACACAACUACCACCACCACCACAACUACCACCACUACCACCACCACUACAGCCGCCACCACCGUCGCAAGCACCACAGCAGCUACCGAGAGGGCUCCGGCAGCCACCACAAAGCAGGAGUUGGCCACCAAUGGAUCGUCCAUAUGGGACAUAAGAGCUAUGGCUAAUAGUAACUGGGCAAACAUCACCUGGAGCCACAAUUACUCUGCAGGAACUGACUUUGUGGUUAAGUAUAUCACCAGUAACAAGACAGAGAAAUCUAUCCCCGUUAAAGCGCAGACCCCUUCCUCUGUGCAGCUGGCGAAUCUGACGCCGGGGAUGAUGUACAAGCUGUGGGUGUUCCCCAUAUGGUCUAGCCCCAGCGAGCACUCGUACAUAACCUUUACCACCAGCUCAGCUUAUACCAAGAACCACGUGGACAUCGCAACGCAGGGCUGGUUCAUCGGGCUGAUGUGCGCCAUAGCUCUCCUGGUCCUGAUCCUGUUGAUCGUCUGCUUCAUUAAGAGGAGCAGAGGUGGGAAAUAUCCAGUGCGCGACAAUAAAGACGAGCACCUAAACCCCGAGGACAAGAACGUAGAGGACGGGUCCUUCGACUACAGCGAUGAAGACAACAAACCCCUGCCCAACAGCCAGACCUCCCUGGACGGCACGAUAAAGCAGCAGGAGAGCGACGACAGCCUGGUGGACUAUGGAGAGGGGGGCGAGGGGCAGUUCAACGAGGACGGCUCCUUUAUCGGGCAGUACACGGUGAAGAAGGACAAAGAGGAGACCGAAGGCAACGAGAGCUCGGAAGCCACCUCCCCAGUCAAUGCCAUCUACUCCUUGGCGUAGCACGAUGCAGCGAGACCACAAACAGCCUGGGGUGUUCGUAGUGGAUGGGGGUUAACCAACAGCCGCCGCCGCCACUACCUCUGACAGAAACGUGCGAAUGAAACCAACCGACGACGACAAAAAAA
Mesitornis unicolor (brown roatelo) is the source of this 1975-nucleotide messenger RNA. RefSeq names its product neurofascin-like. The transcript is spliced from 13 exons. The annotation marks the transcript as partial. NCBI's taxonomy places the organism in Eukaryota, Metazoa, Chordata, Aves, Mesitornithiformes, Mesitornithidae. Gene Ontology annotation, molecular function: cell-cell adhesion mediator activity. Gene Ontology annotation, biological process: cell-cell adhesion; brain development. The record is from RefSeq and is a predicted model, not a curated record.